AUGGAACCCACUGGAAGUUUCAGCAAAUCCCAUUUCCGCUGCUUCGACGACCUCACCGGAAAUGCGAUUUCCGUCGUGACCUUUGACGUCAGUGAUGACACCUAUAUUCAACAGGCAAACCGGAAGUUGUGUGUGGCAUUUUUGAUUAUCCUUUCUGCCCUUGUAAGUGCAAGGCAAUACGUUGGCGAACCGAUCACGUGUUUCUGUCCUGCAACUUUCGAGAAAUUCCAUGUCGCUUACACAAACAGUUAUUGUUGGAUAAGAAAUAAUUAUGCCGUACCUUUUGAUGAAAUACUCCCGGUCUCGGAUAUUUCUCGGGAGGAUAGCGAGAUCUCGUAUUAUCAAUGGGUUCCUCUGAUUCUUGUACUUUUGGCGGGAAUGUUUUACCUUCCGAGAUUAUUUUGGAAGGGACUGAGUUCAUAUUCAGGUAUCAACACAAAGAAAAUUCUCGAAAUGUCAAAUGAAGCAACAUUCAUGUCCCCGACAAAGCGCACGGAGCACCUGGACGUUAUCGCGUCAUACAUUGACAAAUGGAUAGAUAUUCGGGAAGGAAAGUCAUCUGCCCAUCACCAAAUUCGGCGAAUGAAAGAAAAGCUCCAUCUUGGUGGAAUUCAUUCUGGAAACUACCUGUCAUUUGUCUUUGUAAUGACUUGUCUGUUUUACUUAAUGAAUACUGUUUCACAGAUAUUUCUUAUUGACGCUCUACUGGGGAAUAACUUUCGGAAUCUUGGGCCAGAUUUUGUCCGCGGAAUGGCUACCAAUAAAAAUUGGGAGGACUUAAAAAGAUUCCCGCGAGUUGCGUUUUGUGAUAUGGAUAUUCGGCAACUACAAAACGUUCAAAGAUGGACAAUUCAAUGUUCGCUUCCUAUUAACUUAUUCAACGAGAAAGUUUUCGUUUUAAUGUGGUUUUUGCUCAUCACAAUGUCGGUAGUGAACGGAAUUUAUCUUGUGAUUAGCAUUACUAUGACUUUUAUUCCGAGGAGAAAGAACAUGUACGUUCGGAAGUUCCUGGAUUGUACAAGAUUCCCUGCAGAAGUCCGAAAUAGUACGAAACUACUCGAUGUCGAAACGAAGUUUGUUGAUAUGUAUUUGAGACAUGACGGUGUUCUACUUUUAUGGCUAGUAAGUCAUAACACUAGUCAAGUCGUGGGGUCCGAACUUGUUGAGAAACUGUGGAUAAAUUACUGUAAAAAACCCUACGUUCAAACGUUCUUGACCAUAUCGGACAUAGAACCGUAG
Molecule: messenger RNA, 1239 nt
Organism: Ylistrum balloti
Lineage: Eukaryota; Metazoa; Mollusca; Bivalvia; Pectinida; Pectinidae
Product: innexin unc-9-like
Exons: 2
Coding region: 1-1239 (412 amino acids)
Source: RefSeq, a predicted model, not a curated record